Molecule: messenger RNA, 13762 nt
Organism: Ornithorhynchus anatinus (platypus)
Lineage: Eukaryota; Metazoa; Chordata; Mammalia; Monotremata; Ornithorhynchidae
Gene: AKAP13
Product: A-kinase anchoring protein 13
Exons: 39
Coding region: 90-8717 (2875 amino acids)
Biological process (GO): adrenergic receptor signaling pathway; positive regulation of canonical NF-kappaB signal transduction; regulation of Rho protein signal transduction
Cellular component (GO): membrane; actin cytoskeleton
Molecular function (GO): guanyl-nucleotide exchange factor activity; MAP kinase scaffold activity
Source: RefSeq, a predicted model, not a curated record
UUCUUCCACCCCAACUUCUCCUUCGGGUCUUGGAUUGAAAGUGGCUGAAAUUUCCCUUUGAUGAACGUUUGGGAUCAGUGUUCUGGGUCAUGAAACUUAAUCCACAACAAGCUCCGUUAUAUGGUGACUGUGUGGUUACAGUGUUGCUGGCAGAGGAGGACAAAGUUGAAGAUGAUGUAGUUUUCUACUUAGUGUUUUCUGGCUCCUCUCUCCACCACUACACUAGCACUCGCAAAGUUAACCCUGACACGUUGGAGACCAUAGCUCCUGGGCACGACUGCUGCGAGACCGUGAAGGUGCUGCUGUGUGCUUCCAAAGAGGGGCUCCCCGUGUUUGUCGUGGCCGAGGAAGACUUCCGCUUCAUCCAAGAUGAGGUGUAUGACGCGGCCCAGUUCCUGGCCACCAGCGCCGGGAACCAACAGGCGUUGAACUUCACCAGGUUCCUGGACCGGUCGGGCCCCCCCUCGGGGGAUGUCAAUUCCCUGGACGAGAAGGUGGCACUGGCGUUCCGCCAUCUGAAACUGCCGGCCGAGUGGAAUGUGCUGGGCACCGAUCAGGCUCUGAAUGAGGGUGGACCGAGGGAGACGUUGAUGCAUUUUGCAGUGAGGUUGGGCCUGCUGAGAUUGACGUGGUUUCUGCUGCAGAAGCCAGGUGGAAGGGGUGCGUUGAACGUCCACAACGAGGAAGGGGCCACACCUGCCAGCUUGGCCUUAGAGCGGGGCUAUCAGAAGCUGCAUCAACUUCUGACCCAAGAGAACGCAGAGGAACCCGACUCCUGGAGCAGUCUUUCCUACGAAAUUCCCUACGGAGACUGCUCCGUGAGGCACCACCGGGAGCUGGACGUCUACACCUUGACCUCCGAGUCGGAAUCGGAUGAUGAAUCUCUGUUCCCCAGAGAUAGUCGGACAGGACACAUUUUCAAACUUAUGAACAUCCAACAUCAACUUAUGCAGUCAGUUCAGAGUUCAGAACCUGCUGUCAAGCCAACAGACGAGCUGGCCUCAUCCUCAAUGGUGGCACAAGACCCUCCCGACACGGCGAAAGAGGACGAACCCGGGCAUCCCUGCACCUCUUCCCUUCUAAAAAUCCCACAGUCCUCUCCUCCACCUGGAGAUGUGGCCUGCCCCGGGAGUGAGAUCGGGCAGACCGCCGGGUCCAAAGAUUCGGCCAGCCCGGUGGGUCCAAACCCGCAGGGAUCCUCGACCGCCCCUGAAGACGCAGACGUGGAGAGCGUUGGGGGAGAGCCGGGGGCAUCCAGCCCAGGAUCAGACGAAGGUGGCCCUGGACAGAAGCCACCCACCGGGACACCUGGUGAGGAGAACCUCACCCACCUUGCAAUUAUAAAUGAGGGAAUGGGAAUCUCGCCUCCAGUUAUCACUUUGCCGCAGCGGUGCUUGAGCCAGGGAGAUCCUCCUGCCCAAGAGAAAAACACCACGGAACCCACAAAUUCUGUUCCCAUCUUGGCAGACUUCACAGCCCCUGCGCUUCCGGUGCCUGAGCCGGAGGGCGAGGGGGAGGGGAAGGACCCCUCCAGCCCUCCGGCCACUGGGGCUGAGAGGGAGUCAGAGGAGAGUGUAGUCCAGGUCCUUAGAGCCUCGGAUGACAGCACAGGGGAAAACCCCAGGCUGGAGAUGGAAACCGAAAUCCUGGAGGCACACCGUGCCCCAAACGGGGCCCUUCCUCCAAGUCCUCCGGGCAGCAAGAUGCCCAAGGAGGAUCCAGCCAACCGAGAGCUGGAGGAAGCUGCCGUUCGAGGAACUGGAACCGGAACUGAAACCUCGAGGGGAAGAGGCCCCGGGAGUCAUCUUUCGGGAACGGAGGAGGAGGAGAAGAAAGAGCAGAAUGAGGAGGAGGGAGAAGAGGCAGUUGGUCAGGGUCCUGGGGCUGGCUCUGCUCCUGUGAGGAGCGAGCCAUCGACUGGGUUCCAGAGGGCCUCCCCUUCAGUCAGCCAAGGUGAGAGUGACUCACCCACUGCCCAGGAGCUGGCCGUACCGGGAAAGUUGGUCUUGAGCCAGCAGGAGAUAGCCCCCCCGACUGCAGGAGGAGAAAGUGAUCAGUCAGUGGCAUCAACCAUCCUCUCCAUAAUUGAGGAUGACAUCCUGGGGAUGAUUUCUUUCUGCCAGCAGGGUACGGCGCCCCAUCCUGGAGAGAAGGCAGGGGAGCCCAGUGGAAGCAUGGCCUCGGGACCUGAUGACUCCCCAGCCCCUCAGGAGAAUUCCCAGACUUCCCCGGCCCCGAUGGGGAGCUUAGGCCCCGGGACCCGCAGGGGAACCCCAGAUCCGGGCGGAGAUCCCCAGGGAGGGGCUGUCUGCCUCCCUAGUGGAGUUCCUCUCAAAGGCCCUGUGGAAGAGGCCACUCUUUCGGCAGGCUCAGAGCAGGUAGCUUUGCCUCCCGAACCCACCCUCCCUGAAGCUGGGGAGGAGCUGGUGCACAGCGGGAUAGAAGCGCCAGAGGACCCCUCCCCUCAGGAUCCAGGAGAAGUGCCGCCUGGCUCCUCUGGGACUCAAGCCAACACGCUCCUUUUCGGAGAUUCACCGGCGGGCACGGGGUGCAGCCAGGGCAGUCCUGCCCAGCCGACGGAGGAACCCGACAAAGGGCUCGAGCCAGGCCACCCGACAGACCGGCCUGGCUGUCUUCCUCCUCCUCCUCCUCCUCAGCCUGAGCCCGGCCCAGCCAACCUCGUCACUGCAGGUGUCCCCGGGGACGGGAGAGGUCUCUGCCCUCCGCCCAGCCUGGAGGCUGCCCGCGACCAGCCAUUGGCUGGGUUGGAACCCGACGCUCCUUCCGUGAGGAACGGGGAGACCGGCUUGCCCACCGAGUGGGCUCCGUCUGGGACGGGGAAGGAGCCGGCGACAUCGGAGAGCAUCUGGGCUCAGGGAGGAGGUCGAGAUGUGAAAGAAGUCGACGGUCCCAUAACGAAAGAUGACGCGCUCAGGCCGGCUCCCCUGCCCGCCGAGGGGGAGAUGCCACCUCCCAGGCAGGAGGCGGCAGGACCCGGCCACCAACCUGCUUCGGCCUCUGGUGCCGAAAGCAAAACACUUCUGCACGCCGAGUCUGCGGGCACACCCUCUGCCCUGCCUCCAGCAGAACUUAAACAAAACAAGGAAGUAGCCGCUAAAGUUUCAGGAGUGGCAGAUGGGAGCUCAACCACCCAGGGCCAGGUGGCCUCAGAAUCAGCUACGCCUGACGACAAGCAGAAGCACCUGGGCUCGGAGGUAGGUGGGUCCGGGCUACUGGUCGCAGCCCACCGAGCAGAAAACAGCCCGGCAGUGGCCGGGCGCGAGGCCGCAGACAAUGAGAGGGCUCCUGCCAUGGAGGCCACAGUAGGGGACGUCGGAUCGGAAGGGGAGCCUCCAGCUUGGGCCGGGAGUGGUUGCGAAACUGCAGAUGUCCAAGGAGGAACGGAGGCGACGCCAUCGGUCCUCGGAGGGGAGAACGGGCAUGGCGCCCCGGCGGCCGCCCCCCAUCCGGACGCCUUGGCAGAGCGGGAGAUCGGCAUCGAUCCGGGGCAGCCUGGAACGGCCUCCCACGGUGACUCCCUUGGAUUAACACAAGUCGCGAUUCCGGACCCGGGGCCUGUUUUUUGUGAGGAGAAGUGGCUGGGGGAGGCAGAAGAAGCCUGUCCAGCCAAGGAGGCAGACGGGGGAGCCACGACGCCUCGGUCACUGCUUCAGCCCAUUGCCGAAGAGGCACCCUGUGACGGCGACUGCACUGGAGACCCCGGGGCCGGGAAAGGCGAAGGUCCACCGGGGGUGAGAGAAGCUGAGGAGGUCGUGCCACCAGCCAUCGUUGAUGCGGCAUCCCUGGGGAAGAGGAGCCUCCCGGAACCCCCGCGGCUCCCCCCGAGCCCAUCCGCUGAGGGGACCGGGCCCCCGGGGGAGAUGGCGGCACGGGCCGUGCUGGAGGCGGUGGCAAGCCGCUUGGUGGAAGCUGUCAUUGAGGGAGCUAAAACUGCAGAUGCCCUGCUAUCUGCCGUGCCGGAACGCGGGAGCCCCGUGUUGUCCGAACCCGGCUCGGGGACGGACGAGCCCAAGACGACUUCCACUGCCGCUGAGGAAAUGGUGAAUUCUCCACAGUCUGGGGAGGCCCGGGGAACAGAUCAAGCUCUUAACGGAGCCGCGGCCGUGAGCUUGGGCGCACAUCUGACCAUGAAGGAGGACGAGGGCAAGGAUAGCCCCGGGAUCCAGGGACCCGAGCCUCUGGCAGACAUGCCGGAUAUGAAAGCUGAGGAUGAAGUGGAUUUUCAGAAUAAUUCCAGGGAGAGCUCCAUUUCCGAAGAGGCAGAGAUAGGGAACGUGACAAAACAUAAGAUGAAGCAAGGGAUGGAAGCUCAGAAGAUCAAUCAAGAAAGUUGGUGUCGGAUAGAACCCAGUCCUACCACGCCUGUUUUGGCCAUCACAAAAGCACCAGGUUGCAUAAGGUGCUUAAAAGAUGGCCCAGGAGAGGGUUAUAUUCCAUCUCGGGGGACUAAUACUGAACUCUCGAGUCCCCUCAGUGGACCGGACAACUGUUUGACAAAGUCUCCAGAGGAACAGGUGACUUGUGGGUUGCCGAUGGAGGAUCCAGUCCCUGUAAAGGAACCACCGUCCUUAGGAGUCAGUAUCCCCCAGGUCCAAGACCUCAGCGACCAGCACAGUCCUGGCAGGACAAAUGACUACGAUGAAGGAGCCGAGGGAAAGGACAGUGAAACCAUGGGCUCAGGGGAGACCGGCGAGGAAAUGGACAGUUUAACUGAUGUCUCUGAGAACUGCUCCAAUCUAAGAAACUCUCUGCGCUCUCUUUCCCCAUUUCGGAGACAUAGCUGGGGACCAGGGAAAAACUCUGCCAGUGAUGCGGAAAUGAAUUCCCGGAGUUCAGUACGAGUUCUUGGGGAUGUUUUAAGGAGACCUCCCAUUCAUAGGAGAAGUAUGAGCUGGUGUCCCUCAGGUGUACAAUACCCGACUGUCCUGGGUGCUGACUUUAAUUGUAGAAGUUUCAGCCUGGAAGGCCUGGCCGGCGGUGUUGACAGCAACAAGUCGUCUUCAGCUUUGGAGGCCACCUCCACAAGCCCCAAGCAGCUGAGGUGCAGCCCUCUCAGUAGUGAGGAGCGAGCCGGCUCUUUGGUCUCUCUCACCGAAGAGGACUUAGAUUCGAACCAGCGGCAGCACAGGAUGUUCGAACGUCAGCCACGCCAGAGAUCCAAGCAACCAGGCUUCGGUUACUGCACAUCAGCUAUUUCUUCUCCACUGACAAAAUCCAUAUCACUAAUGACAAUCAGCCAUCCUGGAUUAGACACCCAGGAUCGGACCCAACCGACAAGGCGGAUCUCCUUCUCCUUCAGCAUCUCUCCACUCCUCCUUAAGUCUAAAACUGUCUUUUCUCUUGGCUCUUCUUCCAGCGAUGAGGAGGAGGGGUUGCUGAAUUCACGGCCUUUCCACAACACGAGUGCCAACUUGACAGAAAGCAUCUCUGAAGAGGCCUAUAAUUUCCCACCACACAGUCCUUCCAAGAAAGAUUUUGAAGGGAAAAGUGGAACAAAAGUCAGUCGCACCUUCAGCUACAUCAAGAAUAAAAUGUCCAGUGGCAAGAAGAGCAAAGAAAAGGAGAAGGAGAAAGACAAGACUAAGGAGAAAGACAAGGAUACCAAAGAGAAAGAGAAGGACAAGAAGACACUGAAUGGUCAUGCAUUCAGUUCCAUGCCAGUUGUAGGACCAAUCAACUGCUACCAGUGUGCAAAGCCCUUCACAAACAAAGACUCGUACACGUGUGCAAAUUGCAGUGCCUUUGUCCACAGGGGGUGCCGAGAGAGCCUGGCUUCCUGUGCCAAGGUCAAAAUGAAGCAACCAAAGGGGACUCUUCAGGCCCACGAUACCUCGUCAUUGCCCACAGUGAUCAUGAGAAACAAAUCCUCCCAGCCUAAGGAGCGGCCUCGGUCUGCAAUCCUCGUGCCCGACGAGACCACCAUGGCUCCUCUGUUCAACAACAGGCGAUCGCAGCAGAGCUCAGCUCUUUCCAAGAGCAUCUCCAUCCAGAAUAUUGCCGGAGUUGGCAGUGAUGAAAGCAUGGCCACUACCUGGAAAUUCCUGUCUCACUCCACAGACUCUUUAAAUAAAAUCAGCAAGGUUAAUGAAUCCACAGAGUCACUCACUGAUGAAGGAACAGACAUGAAUGAAGGACAGCUUAUGGGGGAUUUUGAGAUGGAAUCCAAGCAGCUGGAAGCAGAGUCUUGGAGCCAGGUUGUAGACACCAAGUUUCUCAACCAACAACACAAGGAUAUGGUGAAACGGCAAGAAGUGAUUUAUGAGCUGCUGCAGACCGAGCUGCAUCACAUCCGCACCUUGAAGAUCAUGAGUGACGUGUACAGCCGCGGUAUGAUGACGGACCUGUUAUUCGAACAGCAGAUGGUAGAAAAACUUUUCCCCUGCCUGGAUGAACUGCUCAAGAUCCACAGUCAGUUCUUUCAGAGGAUGCUGGAAAGAAAGAAAGAGUCCCUGGUGGACCGAAGCGAGAAGAACUUCCUCAUCACACAGAUAGGGGAUGUGCUUGUGCAUCAGUUUUCGGGGGAGAAUGCCGAGCGCCUGAAGAAAACAUACGGCAAGUUUUGCGGGCAGCACAACCAGUCCGUGAAUUAUUUCAAAGACCUGCACAACAAGGACAAGCGUUUUCAGGCCUUUGUCAAGAAAAAGAUGAGCACAGCUGUAGUGAGAAGGCUUGGCAUUCCAGAAUGCAUAUUGCUCGUCACUCAGAGGAUCACCAAAUACCCUGUGUUAUUCCAAAGAAUUCUGCAGUAUACCAGCCAAAACGACACAGAAGGGCGGGACCUGACCCAAGCUCUGGCCUUGGUGAAAGAUGUCAUUGGAGCAGUCGACAGCAAAGUCGCCAACUAUGAGAAGAAGUUGAGGCUGAACGAGAUCUACCUAAAGACUGACAGUAAAUCCAUCAUGCGAAUGAAAACCGGGCAGAUGUUUGCAAAGGAAGAUUUGAAAAGGAAGAAACUGGUGAGAGAUGGAACUCUGUCCCUGAAGAAUGCCUCGGGAAGAUUAAAAGAAGUGCAGGCAGUUUUGCUAACAGAUCUACUGGUGUUCCUGCAAGAGAAAGACCAAAAAUAUGUUUUCGCUUCGCUGGAUCAGAAAGCCACUGUGAUUUCCCUGAAGAAAUUGAUUGUGCGGGAAGUGGCCCAUGAAGAAAAGGCCCUGUUUCUAAUCAGCAUGGGGAUGAAGGACCCUGAAAUGGUGGAAGUCCAUGCAAGCUCUAAGGAAGAACGGAAUGGGUGGAUCCGGGUCGUUCAAGACACCAUUAAUGCUGUGAACAGUGAUGAAGAUGAAGGCAUCCCAAGUGAAAGUGAGGAAGAUAAGAAGAUUUUGGACCCCAGAACCAGAGAAUUAAAAGACCAAAUUCAACAAAAAGAUCAACAAAUCCUAAAUCUUUUGGAGGAGAAGAAGAUGAUUUUCCGAGAUCUGACAGACUGCAGUGCCCAUUUGUCUGAUGAUUCUUCCCCAACGCCCGACUCCCGGGUGCUGUUCAGAGCCAGCACGAAAGAGGCUCCCAAAGGAGCCCCCAUCAUUAAAAGCGCCAUGAAUGAAGUUCAAGUACUGCAAGAUUUGGUGAAGGGCAACCUUGGGAAUGUACUUGGGCAGCCUGUCAACAAUCCCAGCGAACAAGAAGGAGGAGUUGGUCCCAUUUCGUUGCCCAGAAGAGCAGAAACCUUUGGAGGGUUUGACAGCCAUCAGAUGAAUGCAUCAAAGGGUGGUGAGAAGGAAGAAGGAGAUGAAGGCCAGGAUCUUCGAAGAACAGAGUCUGACAGUGGUCUGAAGAAGGGUGGAAAUUCCAACCUGGUGUUUGUGAUGAAGAGAAACAGUGAGCGGGUUAUCCAAAGCAUCGUUCAUCUCCAUGAACUUCUCAACACUCUGCAGGGAGUGGUGUUGCAGCAGGACAGCUACAUUGAGGACCAAAGGCUGAUGCUCAACGAGCGGGUGAUGAGCCGGAGUUUGUCCCGGCCCAAUUCUCUGAUCGAGCAGGAGAAGCAGCGCAGUCUGGAGAAGCAGCGGCAGGACCUGGCCAACCUGCAGAAACAGCAGUCGCAGCACCUGGAGGAGAAGCGCAAGAGGGAGAAGGAAUGGGAAGCACGGGAGAGAGAGCUGGCGGAGCGGGAAGCCCGACUUGUCCAGGGAGAGGAGCUGAUGCAGAGGGACCAGCAGGAGCUAGACCGCGAGCGAGAGGAGCUGCGGCAGAAGAAGGGAGCGUACCAGAUCGACCUGGAGAGGCUCCGGGCCUCCCAGAAACAGCUGGAGAAAGAUCAAGAGCAGCUGAGGAAGGAUAACGAGAGGUUACUGCAGAAGCAGAAUGAAUUCGAGGCCCAUCAGAUGUCUCAGCACAACAGACUGAUGAAGAUACCAUCUUUUUUCCCCAACCCUGAGGAGCCUUCUGGACCUUCUGCACCUUCCCCGGUGCGGCAGGGGUCUUUGGACUCUGAACUGACAGUGUCCCCCACAAAAAACAGCAUCUCUCGGACACACAAAGACAAGGGACCCUUCCACUUACUCAGUGGAACCAGCCAGUCGGGCAAAGGCCCCGAGGGAUCAGGCCAGGCCCCGCCUUCUGCCUCCACCCGCCUGUUUGGGUUGGCCAAGCCAAAGGAAAAGAAGGAGAAAAAGAAGAAGAGCAAAGGAAGUCGUUCUCAGCCCCCUGAUUCACUUUCUUCAGAAGCACCAGCAGAGGGUGAAGAGAUCUUCUGCUGAGACUCUGUUUCUACACCCCCAGAUCUGUAUGGAAAGACCCUCUCGGAAUCUGGGUGACCCCUUGCCACCUGACAUAUGGGUUAUUCCAAGGGGGGGGGAUCUUUUCCCUCUCCUCCAGUAUUUCAUUUCCCACGAGCACACCGGAAGCUGGAUUUGAAGACGAUAAAUUCUAGGAUCCCAGAAUUGGGAAUGGCAAGGGGCAGAGGGCCCAGGGCAGGCUCUGGGCAUGGUUGGCACAUGCCAAGGUCUGAGAGGUAGGGGUUGACCUGCUGAAGGUGACCCCACUGCCAACAAGUGCAAUGGUGGUCCCGAGGAGGGUGGCUGUAGAUUGGUCCUAAACGCUCAGAGGCUGAAAAUGAGUUUCCCAGGGGCUUGAACAAUUUUGAUGAUCUGGGGAACACACCACCAAAACGAAAAAGCAAAAGGUUGGAAUUGUAAAGUGCAUAGAUAGUGACGUGUAUGUAUGUCCACACCCACUGUGCUUGGGGUUGUGGGUAGAGAUAGGUGUCCGUGAGAGCAGUACAGAGGGUUCAUGCAGCUGAUUAGUUUAUCUUGGCCCAAAAAGGCGAUACCUGGUGUUGAUCAGGUAGCCUAUAGAUAUGAAAUGUCUCAUCCUUUAGUACCCAGAGUUUGGCUGCCCUAUUCUUCCUUUCCCUCUUCCUCCCAACCUUGCACGCUUCCUUCCUGGCAUAGUGGUUAUUUCCAUUUCACUUUAGGAGGGGGAUUAAUUUUAUAAGAAUAAACUCUCUAUUUCUAAGGGUGUUAGGUUGGACCGCCCCCUUUCUUCAUGGCUUUAUAGGGCCCCUGAUAAAUUCCAGAUGGUUCUCUAAAGGACAGGGAGAAACCUGACAUUUGGUUUUCUGAGUCCAGAUGGAGUCCCAACUUUUUACCUGGAGAGAGACUUGGGUUCAAUUGGCCUGUCCCAAACAAGGUGAAGCUCACUGGUUGUCCAAGAUGGAGGCAGAUUUGUUCUUGGGACCAGGAAGAGAGGACCUCUGAUCCUUUGUCACUUCCCAUCUUCUCUUCCCAGAACCGCUCAGUACGAAAAAUAGGAACCAAACCCUAUGGCGGUGGCCAUCUGCACCCUCACCCAGAGCAUGAGAAGGCAGAGGCCCUGGACUUCUGAGACUGAGGGGCGGGCCCAACUGGUGCAAGCACUGGUUCAUUGGUGGGGAAGAGCAAGAGCAGGGCACAGGCUGAAAAGUAGCAGCUUCUGCCCUGGACUUUCCCCAGAUUAACCCAGGCUCCCUGAGAUGAUUUUUCAUUGUUAAAUGGAAAGCUAAGGAUCACCCAGUCGACUACCACUCUCCCUCAACCCCCCCAAUCUGAAGUGAAUUUACUUGCUAGAUUUUUUUUUAAAUUUUGCACUAUGUUUUAAUUUGUAUUUGCUUGAAGCUUAUCACCAGCUGGGAAGCGCAGAACGGUUCAUGGGUGGCGUUUCCCCAAACCAACAGCAGCAGCAGCAGUAGCAGCAUCUAAAGAUCUGAAAGGCAGUGUACAGUGCCCUCCCCCAAGGGAGGGUCAUCUUUUCAACGGUGGCCCCUUACACUUGCUAUUGCCCUUGAAGGAGCAUGGGGUUUUGGAUCUACUUUGCUGGGUUUUUUUUUUAACUGUUAUGUGGUGCUUAUUCUUGAAUUGCAAGCUGGCCUUGCAGAUGGAGAUAUUUAUCUUUCUGUUUAUUUGAAAGAGGUCUGGUUAAAAAGUAAAUUUGUUUUAGUUUAGUUUUUAUUUAUUUUGAAUUUGGGGGGGGGGAGGGUGUUUAAGGACACAUUUGAGCACCAGGUGUUUGCUCUCUGCCGCCUUGGGGUAGAAUGCGGAAGGCAGAGGGCCUCCCUUGUUUGUCUGGGUCCUACUUAAAAAACUACAACUGGGAAAUGCAAAGCCCAUUGCUCAGGGCCAGACCGAGGAGGCCAUGCGGUUCCCUGGAUAAAAAUGGAGGAAGGGGGUGGGGUUGAUUCUGGUCAGGGGAGGGGACCGGGGAGUCCUGUUGCCCAGGAUGAGAAUCUGAGAAACCUGUGUCACCACAGCCAGCUGUGUUUGCCUGGGUUGACCUGCUGGCCCGUGGAGCUGGGGACAAGGUUGAGGCUGGGAAUCUUUUGUUAGAACCCCUCCUCCCUUAGCAGUUAGGGUUCCCUCUCAGGAUCUUCCCACAGCAUGGGACUUUGGGGCCUGGAUGCCAACCAAACUGGGAGAUGGUGUUCCCUGGCAGGGCUGCAAUUCUCUGCCAAACUGCCCCUUCCGGACGUGCAAUAUUUGGAGUCUCCUGCUUCUCCUCCCUUGGCCACAGCCACAUCGGGAGAGGGGCAGGAGGGGAAUGACGGGGCCCAGGGCCAGAUUGCCCAUGCUGUUCUAAACAGAAACAACUUUUUGCUUUUGGGUCAGGGGCAGAAGGGGGUGAGCAUUGCUGCGCAGUUUGAUUUCACUUGAUUGAAGGUUCACCUCCCUUCCUUUUCUAGCUGUAGUAUUUUAUUUUUAAUUUGUUUUGGAAAUGGGGAGCUGAAAUAAAAGAAUGCUGAAAACCACUUACUUGGGGCAGGUAUUGCCCGGAAGGGUUCAGUAUCGGGGGACCUGCGCACCCCCUAUAUGGGACCCAGCCUUACUAAGCUUUUUCUGGACCCCCUACUUAAAGUGUUAAGGGAAAGCCACUUAUCAAGGGACGGUCUGCUGCUACUGUGUCUUUGCCACUUAUCCUAUUCAGGAGGGAGCCAGCCUAUGGCUGCUCAAGGUUUGACAUGAUUUGAAACGCACGGAGCUGCUUAUUGUGCCAUGAAGUGGGCAGGGAAGGGACUCCCUGGUCUGGCUUAUCACCCCGCAAAAAGGCCCAGUGUCCAAGCUGCAGUUAUGCCGAGACUCCUGCUCUGGCCUUCCAUUUUCCACCAUGUCGCUCUGCGGUCUUGAGGGUCCCACCCACAGUUCUUCUGCUAAAAACCAAGGAGGUUAACGAAUAACUGUGGUAGUGGAGGAAAAAGAGGCUCCUUUAAUCUAGAACCCCAGCGCCACUCGGCCUCCAGGUGAAAUCCAAUUUCUUGCACCUGAGUGUGAAUCAUCUCAGACUUUUGUCACCAUUUUGAUUCCAUAAGCACUUUAAAAAUCUCUUUGCGAUACCUUGAUUAGGAGACAAUCAGAUUUACAUUUCUCCCCUCCACCCCCAACUCUAAAAUUGGAGAGGAUUAGAAAUCGUCAGAGUCCAGAAUGCUGAGUUCAGCAAAUGGCCUUUCUCUUUCCCUUCUCUCCCCUAACAGAUCAUGGUGUGUGCUCGGAGGGAAGGAUAAAGUCUUGAAACCCUUUACCAUUUGAGCCCAAAGCAAAGGUAGUGUCAGUCACAUCUCUUGCCUGUCACAUCUCAGGGUAAAACCACUGUAGAGAGAGUUAGCGAAGGUGUCUGACCACUUAAAAAAAAGUGUGAUCACUUGAAAGCCUCAUUAGAAUAUUUUGGGGCCUGGUGGUAACCUGUGGUGUUACUUGUAAUGUGGAGCACCUCAGAAUGUAGAGGGGCAAGAAGGGCCAAGCUUGAAGAGGGAUGAAGAUCCCCAAAAUUCAUCAUCCUUCUGGGAAAGGGUGGGUAUCUUCCUCCUGCCCACCCACCUCCCCCUGUCCCCCAACCCCGACCAGAGUGGCCAAUUGAACCCAGGGUGCCUCUCCUGAGUUUUCCACCUCUCACGCUCUUUCCAUUCCCCAUUAGAUGAAAGUAGCCACUUCCUGCCUUCCAAUUCCAGGAGGGCAGAGGAGAGCCGGGUGGGGAAAAGGCAGAGAGAGAAGCCAUUCAGUUGCACAAGGAUUUGGGAGAACUGGCUUGGUUCUUCCAAACUGCGGUGAAGCCAGAUGGCAUUACCAGAAGCCACUUUGUCAAAACCCGGAAGCCAUCCUGCAGCAGAGAGCAGCUUCAAGGCUGGAUCACUGAAAGGAGCAGAAUUGCUUUCACUCCCCUCCUGGCCGAUGGGACUAGGAUCCCGGAACCCCAGGGGUUGGUUUUUGGAUGGCAGUGAAAUAGAAGAGAAGAAGAAAUAGGGGUGGGGAGGAAGCCCAUAACGGUCCCACCACCGUCACCUAAACUCACACUCAAAUAUCAAAGGGGCAUUUGGGUCUUUGCAGCUUUUAUAUUUCUCCCUCUUAAACCUAGCAAAACAUUCCUGGUUUAACCAGAGCUCUGGAAUUUGCUGCCUGCUGGCCGGGCUUCUACAUUAAUAAAAUAAUUUAAUGCUGCCUUUAAAGAAAACAAAAAAGGAAGAAAAAAAGUUUCCAAAUGCUCAAUAUUCUCGUUUCGUUAAAAUGACAGCCAACUGUGGGGUCAUCCUCUCUCCAUCCAUGAAGCUAAGUUUUAAGGUUGGGCAAACUGAGGUGACACCAAGCAUUGCCAGCCAUGGAACAAUCUCAAAUCUAUCAUCCAGAGUAAAUACUGAGUGCUUCAGUGGGCCUCCUACCUCCUUCUGGCAUUUCUAACUUGUUCCAAGACUUAUCGGGUACACAGCCCCACAUAUACACCUGCUUCCUUUUAUGCACACAGAAGUAGAAAAAUCCCCCUCCCAAAUCUCUCCCUUCAUCAGUCUUGCUCACUAAAAGUUGGUAAAGCAGUGGGACCCUGGUCAGUCUCAUGGCAGUGAUGAAAUUCUAAAGGAGACUUCUCCAGUUCAGUUUGCCUGUGGUUUAGCUUUGUGGCUUCCCCAUGUUUUACUUUUACUAACAUGGAGUGCACUAGCAUUAAAGUCACCAAAUGUUCAGAGGGAUGGUUUUAAUCCAUUAUUACCUCUGCUUUUCAGUUUUUGUUUUGUUUUUGAAUGCCAGUCAGGAACAUUUUUCUUGAUGAAUUAUAUUGAAAAACAAUGGGUUAAACCUGAUUGCUGUAUGUUAAUUUGUAAUUAUGUAAAAAGUGAACGAGUUAAAAACUGUAAAGUUUUUCAAUGUGCCUUGGAAUUUUGCCAUGACACACCGACUUUGUAACAAACUUUUAUUUAUCUUCCUUUCUAGUUAUCAGCUACAAACUCUUGAAAAGCCUUUUCUCCUUUCCUCUACCCCUUCCAUCUUAAAUAAAAUUCCUUUCAAAUCUG